Messenger RNA from Effrenium voratum, 4770 nucleotides. The record is from the annotation of a GenBank genome assembly. Lineage: Eukaryota; Dinophyceae; Suessiales; Symbiodiniaceae.
AUGAGCUGCCUUGCCAGGCUGGCCAAAGUGCCAGACCGUGUUGCAAGAAAGCCAUGGCGCCGUUGGCUCACCGGCUCGGUGGUCAUACUCGACGACGCUUCUGGGCUCAGCUCCGUUGCUGCAAAGCCGCCCAAGCGGGUGUCGCAGAAGUACGGCUACAGCUUGCCGGAGGAGUACACGAGCCUCCUUGACCGCUUGAAGGAGAGGAGGCCUCUUGAACAGCUGUCCCGAGAGAGGGACGAGAGGGACGAGAGGGAUGAGAUGGACGAAAGGGAGAACUCACGACAAAGGAAUCGCGAGUUUUGGUCCACGGCGAGGGCUUUUGCCAAGCAACGCCUAGCCGGAUCCUCGCCAGAUUCCAGCCCGUCAGAGCUCCGUGUGGCAAAGCUACAUGAGAGUUUAUGGCUGGAGGAGUUGCGAACGCAUUUGGAGCUUCAACGUUGGAGCACCACUGUGGAGGAGAUCCAAUUUUCGAGGAAGGGCUUGGCCCAGCUGGAGAUCAGCAAGAUUUUCGACCAGUUCCCCCACGCCUUCGAGGCCCUGCACCGCGGCGUGCGCGUAAAGAUCCGCAGCGGGGAUGGCGAGGAGUUCAGCUCGGCGGUUCAGCCGGGGAGCGGCUCCGGGACGCUGCUGGCGUCGCUGGAGGGCCUGGAAAACGCCCAGGGGCCGUACCAGGUGGACUUCCUGCCCAUGCGGUUCCCGCAGCGGGCCAUGCACCGGGCGCUUGAUAGUGGCCGCGCCGGCGAGGUGCUGAAUGAGGUGCAGAAUGGAGAUGAGAAGGAUGCGGAGUGUCAGACUGAGCAGUCGAUCUCCUUGCCAGGGUCACUGAACUCGUGUCAGAAGCGCGCCAUUUGUUCUGCUCUUCACUCCCGCAGCCGGCUGCCCACGGUGAUUUGGGGCCCCCCAGGCACCGGCAAAAGCACGCUGGCGGCGUUCUUGAUUUGGCAGUUGGUGCAGAACCCCAGGGCUCAGGUCCUAGCCACGGCACCGUCCAACACGGGAGCCGACGUGCUGUGUGCCAAGCUGGCAAAGAUCGGGCUCGACGAGAGCCGCAUGCUGCGCCUCAACGCGCUGGGCAGGGACGUCAAGACUGUGCCGGAGGAGAUUCAAGCCUACGGGUUCACGUCCUAUGUGGAAGGCCGAUCUGUGUUCCAGAUUCCAAGCCUUCCGAAGCUGCAAUCAUAUCGGGUUGUCGUGGCGACAUGCAUUUGCGCUGCUCACAUAGCAGAAGUGAUGCGGAGAGAGGGCGGGUCUGCGUGGUUUUCUCAUGUCGUAGUAGACGAAGCUGCAGAGGCCACUGAGCCGGAGACCUUGGUGCCCGCACAGCUGGCCAGCCGGGAGGGACGCCUGAUUCUGCUGGGCGACCACUUCCAGCUGGGGCCCUUGGUGCUUUCCUCGGUGGCGCGGCGUAUUGCCAAUUUGGACGAGUCCAUGAUCCAGCGUCUGGCCAACGAGCGGUUCCAUGCCGCGGAGGGCCUGUCCCGGGACACCCUGGCGGUAUGCGAAACCAAGGACCUCUUCUUCCUCACGGAGUCUUUCCGCUCCCAUCCUGACAUCUUGGAGAUCUACUCCAAGGUGUUCUACAGCGGGCAGCUGGAGCACCGGCAUCGGAGGGUCCAGAACCGCCUGCUGCCCUUUUUCCAGGCUCAGGGAUGCCACAGCCCGAUCAUCAUGCACAACGUGGUUGGCCAGGAAGGUUCUGACACUGGCUCACCAUCGCUCUUCAAUUUAGAGGAGGUGCGCAUUGUGCAGCACUACGUGCUGGAGCUGCUUGCUGCAACAGGCCCAGACAACAGGCCGCUGCUGGCUCCAGAGGACAUUGGCAUCAUCACUCCAUAUGCCGGUCAGGUGGGCACCGUUGAGCACUUCCAGGGGCAGGACGCUUGUGGGAGAACGAUUGGCGAGCUGAGCGAUAUGGACUGCCAGGAGAAGUCUGUGGUAAUCCUCUCAGCUGUCCGAUGCCAGAACGGCAAGGAGGAAGGGAAAUCGACAGACCCGGGGCUGGGGCUGGGAAUUCUUUUGAGCCUCUGGCAGGAGACAGCGAGACCAUUGGCAGAGAUUGCCAGCACCGCCCACGACGGCGACAACUGCGCAAUAGCCACCUCCCCGUUGCGGAAGGGCACUCGAUUUGCCUGGAAAGGCUCGGUGCACAGACUGUCCCAUGCGCUGUUGGAGGGGCACCGCUUUGCUUUGGAGCAUAUAGCGGAGGGGGAGAGCUUGACCAGCUGGUCGCUGCCCUUCGGCACGGCCUUGCGGUCCCUGAAGCCCGGGGACUACUGCUGCAACGGCCUGAUGCUGAAGGCCUUGAAGGGGAGGAGAGACGUGGACUUCCACCUGCCUGAAACACCCAACUUCAGCGAUCCUGAUACCUCGGCCUCGUGCCCAUUCCACUUCGACGAGAGUACCUUUGUGGCCGGGAAGCAGGCUUCUCUUGACCUCGCCGCAGAUUCCACCUUCGAAGGCUUCGCCAGGACUGGCGGACGCGGCGUGGGCACUCGCAACAAGGUGGUCCUCAUUGCGCUCACAGUGUCCUCUGCCAGCUUCGUGCGCGCCCUUGAAGCGAAAAUGACGUCGCUGGAGAGUCCCAACCUGGAUGGCGUGGUGGCUGUGGCCCACAACGAGGGCGAAAGCAAGGUGCAGAACAACAAGGAGUUGCUGUUGAGGACCAUAGCGGGAUUCAUCGUCCAUCCCAAUACGGGAGCUGCACUGGUGGUCUCCACAGGCCAGGAGCGCAGCGUGGGGCUCUCGGAGCUGAAGAAGUGCCUCCAGGCGUAUCCGGCGGACCACGUGCCGCACGAGUUCCUGGAGCUCAGCGGCAGCUGGCAGGCAGAUCUGCAGCGCGCCCAGGAGGCGGUGGAGCAGAGGCUGGCGCCUCGCGCGGCCGAGUACUGCCGAUCUACCCAGCCGGUCUCAGCCCUUUGCAUCGCUUUGCAGUGCGGGGGAUCCGAUGCCUUCAGCGGCAUCACCGGCAAUCCGCUGGUGGGCGAGAUCGCCAAGCUGCUGCUGGUCCGAGGUGGGCUGGCAUUACUGGCUGAGAGUCCGGAGUUGGUGGGCGCGGAGCCCUACAUUUUGGCCAACUGCCGCACGUUGGAGGUGGCCAGGAGCUUCUUGAACCUGACGGAGCGAUACAAGCAGUAUGCAUCUCGCCAUGGCCAAGAUGCAGCAGGAAAUCCCUCCGGCGGCAACUUGUUUCGCGGUCUCUACAACAUUGUGAUCAAAAGUCUGGGUGCGUCUCGGAAGAAGCCUCCGGAUGUUUGCCUGGACCGGUGCAUCGAAUACGGUGAACGGGUCGGCGGAAACGAAUCAGGCUACUACUUCAUGGACUCACCGGGAAAUGACCUGGAAUCUAUUGCCGGGCAAGUGGCAAGCGGCUGCAAUGUGAUCUUCUUUGUGACCGGAAAUGGGGCCAUUACCAAUUUCCCCUUCGUCCCGACGCUCAAAGUUGUGACAACCUCUGGCCGAUUCAAAAUCCUGGAGAAGGACAUGGACAUCAAUGCAGGGCUCCUGAACGAGGGGAUGACAAUGAAUGAUCUGGCUGCACAGGUGUAUUCGCUGAUGAUGAUCCGGGUGGCGUCCGGCAUGCACAGCAAGGGCGAGAUGGCAGGAAUCAGCCAGGUCUCCAUUUGGCGGAACUGGUUCCUGGACGAGUCCCAGCAAGUCAGCGACUUGCAGGCCGAGUUCAACUACGAGCAAAGGGACUUGGAGGGGACUGCCUUGAAGGUGAAGCAGGAGUGGCUUCCCGCACUCUCCGAAUCCAGCGAAUGCUUCCUGAAAGAUGUUCGCUCCAAAGGCUCCUUGCCUCCCAUCGGCUUGAUUCUGCCAACGAGUCUGUGCUCCUCGGAGGUCGCCCGUCUGGCAAGCAGGAGGCUCAAUGAGGAGCUAAAGGUGACAGACGAGAGCGGCCUGGAGGUGCGCUUUGUCGCUUUGCCACACUCGGAAGGAUGCGGAGGAAGUGGAGGUGAACAAAGCGAGACGAUCUUCCAGAGGGUGAUGCUUGGCCACUUAUUGCACCCUCAGAUCCAGCAGGGCUUCCUGCUAGAGCACGGGUGCGAGAAGACCCACAACGACUGGUUCGCCGCGCGCCUGGAAAGGCGGCAGGGGAAGUCGCUGGACUCCUUUGGCUGGGCCUCAGUGCAGUCGGAUGGCGGCAUAGAGGCGGUCUACCAAAUCAUCGCGGACUUCUUCAAGGCGCGGCAGCCCCCACGGCCGCCGGCGGAGCCGUCGGCUCUGCGCCUGGCGCUGCUUGGGGACGCCGCGCCGCAGCACGCGCCGCUGCUGGCGGCGCUGACGCGGAAGGUGGUGCUGGCGGGAGGCACUGUGCUGCUGGCCGCUUCAUCUCCACUGUUGGCAAACCACGCCUUCACCGGUGCUUGCCUUUAUGAGGAGCUGCCUGAGAAGCUGCUGCCACCGACCGUAGCGUAUGCCCAAGUUCCUACACCUGGCCUGCACGUGAUGGAGGUCCCGAGCACGGCCAGCUACCUGGAGGUCGUUUGCGGCAUGGCGCCUGGCGUCCACUGCUUCCUGGCUUGGGAAGCCGCCCUGGGAGGAGGCUGUCGGCCACCGGCUCAUCCCUUCGUGCCCACAGUCACCAUGAGCGCAGAGCCACAUCCGGAUGUGGAUGUUGUCAUAGAGCCGGAGGACAUGGCCAAAGCUUUGGAAGCCAUGCUUCUGGCUAUUCAGAAGGCGGUGCACGGCGGACCCACCAAGGUGGCUGCGCAGGGUGCUACAGACUUCUCGGUCCCUCGCGGCAUUACUGCGGUGAGCCUGUAA